Molecule: messenger RNA, 1311 nt
Organism: Lodderomyces jiufengensis
Lineage: Eukaryota; Fungi; Ascomycota; Pichiomycetes; Serinales; Debaryomycetaceae
Product: protein-lysine N-methyltransferase
Exons: 1
Coding region: 1-1311 (436 amino acids)
Biological process (GO): peptidyl-lysine trimethylation; peptidyl-lysine monomethylation
Molecular function (GO): protein binding; protein-lysine N-methyltransferase activity
Source: RefSeq, a predicted model, not a curated record
AUGAAAGAUUUUGAUAGAAAGUUACAGAACUUAUUAAAAUGGAUCAAUGACGAUGAUGCUGAAAAUGGUCAGAAGACAUCAACAAUCUCAACAUCCUCAUUAAAUCAAUCAUAUGUUUCACCUGCUUUAAAAGUCAAAGAUGUAUCUGGAUCAGGUAGAGGUAUAUAUACAACCACAAGCUUAAAUUCAAAUUUUAAAAUAAUAAAGGUUCCACAUAAGUACUUAUUAAAUUUCAAGACCGUAUUGACUCAUUUGUCUAAAUACAUGAAUCAACAAAAUUCUUCAAUUGAUGAUGAUGAAAUUACAAAAAUUUACAAAGCGUUUACCAGAGAUGAGAUUUUAAAACUUACUUCAUUUCAAUUGUUAUCAUUAUAUAUUACAUUGGAAAAGCAGAGAGGUACCAAUUCAUUCUGGAAGCCGUUUUUGGAUUCUUUACCAUCUGAGGAAGAUUUUUUAUAUUUACCAAUUUAUUAUCCGGAUGAUAUUUUAAAAUUACUACCUUACACAACAAAGCAACAUGCAUCAAAAGUUAAAUCAAGAUUUGAAAAAGAUUAUGAAACAGUCAUAAGUCUAUUAAGAUCCAAGAAUGUUGAUAACCAAGUGAUAACAAAAUUAAUUCCAAAAUCAAAGUUUUUACUAUCUUGGUUGAGUAUAAACUCUCGUUGUUUAUAUAUGGAUUUACCAACAAGUCAUACCCCAGAGGAUAAUUUCACUUUAGCUCCAUAUAUCGAUUUUAUAAAUCAUUCAGAUAAUGAACAAUGUGUUAUGAAAAUUGACCCUUCAGGUUUUCAUGUUUCAACUACUACAAAUUACAAAGAAGAUGAUCAAAUUUUUUUCAAUUAUGGACCUCAUUCUAAUGAAUUUUUAUUGUGUGAAUAUGGAUUUAUUAUACCAAAUAAUAAGUGGGAUGACAUCAAUAUAUCUAAACAGCUAAUUGAAAAGCUAUCUAAUUUGCAGAUUGAAUUCUUAAAGGAACAAAAUUACUUUGAUAAUUAUACUUUUACAAGCACUGGACUAUCAUUUAGAACAGAAGUUUGUCUUGCUAUAUUACAGGAGAAAGACCCAAAGGAAUCAAGGAAAUUAAGAGCAUUAAUUAAUGGAAAUAUAGAUAGUGAAGUUUACAAGCGAGGAAGUAAUCAAAUAAUGAAAUCAAUUUUAAAUGACAUUAGGCAAGAAUCAAAUUCAAAACAAUACCUAGAAUUUGCUAACAAUGAUGAUGGGGAAGACAAUAAACUACGAAAACAACUAAUAGGAACAAUAUACAAGAAUAGAUACAAUUUAGCUAGUACCUACCUAAAUUCAAUUGACUAA